This is a messenger RNA of Solea senegalensis (Senegalese sole), 7964 nucleotides long. It is a transcript of the gene shank3a, whose product is annotated as SH3 and multiple ankyrin repeat domains 3a. Bases 72 to 6125 code for a protein of 2017 amino acids. The record is from RefSeq and is a predicted model, not a curated record. NCBI's taxonomy places the organism in Eukaryota, Metazoa, Chordata, Actinopteri, Pleuronectiformes, Soleidae. Gene Ontology annotation, cellular component: dendritic spine; postsynaptic membrane; postsynaptic density. The transcript is spliced from 27 exons. Gene Ontology annotation, molecular function: synaptic receptor adaptor activity; ionotropic glutamate receptor binding.
GUGUGUGUGCAGAGAGGGAGAGAGAGAAAGAGAGAGAGAGCGCGCAACAGACUGAGCCCCUAACACGGAGCAUGCCUCUGCGUCCGGCAGCCGGCAAACAUGAGCCACCCAGCCCUCCACGGCAGGACCAGCAGCAGCAGCAGCAGCAGCACACACACACACACACACACUCACACACACUCACACACCCUUACACACACGCAGCAAACGGCAGCCACGGGGCCAGCACUGACAGCAGCAGCUCCCGGGAAGAGGACAGCAGUGUCCCUGUUCCUGUCAGUGUUCCGGCUUUCUGUCCCGCUGCGCAGCGGAGCCACAGUGCAGGAGCACCCAUGGAGGAACCCACAGGCAAUACCGUGGUCAUCCGCAUUGGUAUCCCAGACCUACAACAGACGAAAUGUAUGAAAUUCAAUGUGGAUGCUCCCAUCUGGCUGUCCAAACAGCGGAUCUUGUGUAAUCUCAACCAGAGCCUGAAAGAUGUUCUCAACUAUGGCCUUUUCCAGCCGGCUUACAAUGGCAAGGCUGGUAAAUUUCUGGAUGAGGAGAGACAGCUAAGGGAAUACCCUUUCCCAUCCAUCGCCCCUGUACCUUAUCUGGAGUUCCGCUACAAAAGACGUGUGUACACACAAACUUACCUGGAUGAAAAGCAGCUCUCAAAGCUCCACACCAAGGCAAACCUGAAGAAGUUCAUGGAGUAUGUGCAGCAGAGGAACAAUGAAAAGGUUUCAAGGUUCCUGGAAAAGGGCCUGGACCCCAACUUCCAUGAUCCAGACACAGGAGAAUGUCCAUUAACGCUGGCAGCACAGCUGGAGGGAUGUGCCGAGCUCAUCAAGGUGCUCAAGAGUGGAGGGGCUCAUCUGGACUUCAGAACAAAAGAUGGCAUCACUGCCCUACACAAGGCUGUGCGCAGCAAGAACCAUACGGCACUGAUCACACUGUUAGACUUGGGUGCAUCACCUGACUACAAAGACAGUCGGGGGUUGACUCCACUCUAUCACAGCUCAAUGGUUGGAGGAGAUCCGUACUGCUGCGAGCUGCUGCUGCACGACCAUGCCCAGGUCGGCUGUGUGGAUGAGAAUGGCUGGCAGGAGAUACACCAGGCGUGCCGCUACGGCCACGUGCAACACCUGGAACACCUGCUGUUCUAUGGCGCUGACAUGAGCGCUCCGAAUGCAUCUGGAAACACUGCGCUGCACGUGUGUGCUCUCUACAACCAGGAAAGCUGUGCACGAGUUCUCCUCUUCAGAGGGGCCAAUAAAGAAGUCAAGAACUACAACAGCCAGACUGCCUUUCAGGUGGCUAUUAUAGCAGGAAACUUUGAUCUGGCUGAAAUCAUAAAGGUCCACAAAGUAUCAGAUGUUGUACCUUUCAGGGAGACGCCGUCCUACACCAGCCGCCGUCGUGUGAUUCCCGGCCCCCUGCCCUCACCACGUUCCUUGCUCCGAUCUGCGAGUGAUAACAACCUGAACGGGGACCACGAUCACAUCCGCGGUCCGGCCCCUCGAGAGACACGCGGCCGCCAGGGUCACUCCCCUGUCCCCUCGCUGCGCAGUCUGCCAGCUCUCGGGCAGCAGCACAGCAGCCUCGGAGAGAGUCGUCAUGGUGAGAUGCCUGACAGCAGUCUCCAGAGCACCGGCAGCUCCAGAUCCUCGCAUUCCCGCUCGCCUUCACUACAUCACAUGCAUGAGGAGGACAAGCCCGUUCCCAGAAGGUCCCACAGCCAUGGCUACCCUCACGGACAUGGACCUCGUGGUAGACUCAGCCCCGGCUCAGUGCAGCGAGACCCAAGCCCCCCUCACCAUACCCCUCCAGCGUUGACAGGCCCCCGUGGGCCAAAAAGGAAACUCUACAGUGCUGUCCCAGGACGUACCUUCAUUGUGGUUAAACCCUACACACCACAGGGGGAGGGAGAAAUCCAGCUGAACCGUGGAGAGAGGGUCAAAGACUAUGACUGUAAUGACGUAGAAGCUACACAGGAGGAACAUCUGUAUGACGAGAUCAGACUGGCAAACGUCCUGUGCAUUGAAGACGAUGAGGAUUACUCUAAUAACAUUAACAAUGACGAUGAAGUGCUGAGUAUAGGAGAAGGAGGAUUCUGGGAAGGCACGGUCAAAGGAAGGACAGGCUGGUUCCCGGCAGACUGUGUGGAGGAAGUUCAGAUGAGGCAGUUUGACCCACGGCUAGAGACUCGGGAGGACCGCACUAAGAGACUGUUCAGACACUACACUGUGGGAUCUUACGACAACUUCACCUCAUACAGUGAUUAUAUCAUAGAGGAGAAGAACGCUGUUUUACAGAAAAAAGAAAAUGAGGGGUUUGGCUUUGUCCUGCGGGGAGCAAAAGCUGAGACGCCCAUCGAAGAGUUCACCCCGACCCCAGCGUUUCCUGCCCUGCAGUACCUGGAGUCUGUGGAUGUGGAGGGAGUGGCGUGGAGGGCCGGUCUGAGGACAGGAGACUUCCUCAUUGAGGUUAACGGGGUGAAUGUGGUGAAGGUGGGUCAUAAACAGGUAGUGUCCUUGAUCCGGCAAGGAGGCAACAGGCUGCUGAUGAAGGUGGUGUCUGUCUCGCGCAAACCAGAGUCUGAGGAGGUUAUUCGCAAGAAAGCUCCCCCACCACCCAAGAGAGCUCCGAGCACCACACUGACGCUGCGCUCCAAAUCCAUGACCGCUGAGCUUGAAGAACUGGCUUCUGCUCGGAGGAGAAGAGGAGAGAGACUAGAUGAGAUGUUGGCGUCCCAGGAGUCCAUGUUACGUUCUCAGCCCUCGGAGGCGGAUUACAGAGCGGCCACUGUCAAGCAGCGGCCUACCAGCAGGAGAAUAACACCAGCAGAGAUCAGUUCAUUGUUUGAGAGACAAGGGAUGACUCUACAUGGAGGUCUUCACACGGGCGUAGAGCGCGGUCACAUUCUGCUACCAAAGGGAAUGUCCAGGACCAAGUCUUUUGGUGCCACUGAGGAGGAUCGGCUGUCUGCGCUCGCAGGCGAGCACCGCUUUCCCCGCAGUUCCUCUAUGACGGACAGCCUCCGAGACCACUCGCAGCCCCAUCCCAUCCCCCCACCGCCGCAAACGGCGCCUCCUCCGCCCCCGUACUACCUAGACACUGGUCCACCCCCGGCCUUUUGCCCCCCUCCUCCCCCAUCCAGGACCCAGAGUCAAGGCCACGAGCCUGGAGGCCGCUCCAGCUUCAAGCCGUCCUCCCUGGACCUGCCGUACGAGGCGGCUCAGCGGCAGGCCACACACAUCGAGAGACAGAAGAAAGCUCGCUCCAUGAUUAUCCUCCAGGAUUCUUCACAUCUACCUGUAGAACCUACAGAAAUCCCUCGACCAUCUGCUGCUACACCACCUGAGCGCAUCAAGAGGAAAGGGCGGGUCAUUGACAACCCGUAUGCUAAUGUGGGUCAGUUUAGUAUUGGAUUAUACACGCCUACCAAGCCCCAGAGGAAAAAAAGUCCCCUGGUAAAACAACUACAGGUGGAAGAUGCACAAGAAAAAGCCUGUUUGGCCUUAGCUGCUGCCCACUCCCGAGAGAGCUCACCCUCAGGACGACACCCACACACCCAUGGGCACACACACACCAGCCGUGUGGACUACUACCAGCAGCAGCUGAUGGCAGAGCGAGAGCGCUUGCAUGCCCAGGGAGAGAUGCUGUUUCAGGGUAAGGGCCCCUUUGCUGCCGCCAUCGCUGGAGCAGUGAAAGAUCGCGAACGCCGCCUAGAAGAACGGAGGAAAUCCACAGUCUUCCUUUCUGUUGGGACCAUGGAGGGGGCGUCAACCACCAGCUCUGACGCGCCCUCUCUUACUCAGUCUCACUCCAUCGAUGAACGAAUGCUCACUCGAGAGCUCGGACAGCUGCCUCCCCCUGCCUUGGCCCUGAGCCCCUCGCCCAGUGGGACAACCUUCAUCCAUCCACUCACAGGAAAACCCCUGGACCCCAACUCGCCGCUGGCUCUUGCGCUGGCCGCAAGGGAGAGGGCACUGACCUCCCAGUCCCCAGCUAGCAGCCCAGAGCCUAGGACUAAACAGGAGCGGGCAGGCCAGGGCAUAAUAUUCAUUGACACUCAGACCAAAGAGUCUCCACAUGAAAGGGCAUCCACACCUCCCCCUUUCUCACCUAAAAGCACCAAGGCAGCAGGGUAUGGACUAGGAUCCUCCCCAGCCUCAGUUUUAGUUCCCCAACCAACCAAAACCCAGUGGACUACAUUAACGUCACCUGUUUCAUUUCGACAGGAGAUGGAGGCCAGAGUAGAGGAGAGGAAGGAGGAAAAGAGGCUAGAGGAUAAAAAAAGCAUGUUAAUCAGUAUUAUGGAUACAUCACAGCAGAAGACAGCGGGACUAAUCAUGGUCCAUGCUACCAGUAAUGGCCAGAGUGGUGGGAUAGGUUCAGAACUGGAGCAGAUCCCUGCCUCGGCAUCCGCAGAGCCAAGCAAAUCUCCAAGUCCACGGGCUAAAUCCCCUAGUCCCACAGUCUCCCAACCCAAGGCCCAGCCUCAAACUCAGCAUCCUGCCAGUCCAGCGCAAGAGAAGAGUCUGGCUCAGGGAAGCUCAGAGGAGGAUGUGGAUCCAUACACGGUGACCCUGCCCCCUGCGAUGUUGUCAUCGAGUGAUGAGGAAACAAGAGAGGAACUACGCAAGAUUGGAGUGGUACCACCACCGGAUGAGUUUGCUAAUGGGCUGCUGGCACAGGCACAAAAGAUGCUGGUGUCCCCAACUAAACCCACCACCUCUCCCACAACCCCGACAACAGCAACAUCCCAAACUCCCACCACCCCAACGGUGACCCCCACACAGUUUCAGCCUACCCAGCCCUCACCCCACCCCAGUGCAACAGCUGUCUCAGGGAAGCCCUCUGACCCUCUGGAGCCCCCACCAGUGGGCGAGUCUGGCUCUGCAGCUGAUUCAGGUGUGGAGGAGGCUGACACGCGCAGCUCCAGUGACAGAGAGCGAGACCACCACCUCGAGACCACCAGCACCGUCUCCACAGUCUCCAGCAUGUCCACGUUGUCCUCAGAAAGCGGCGAGCCCGCCGACACACACACCACGCACACCUCCUAUGCCGACGGGCAGACUUUUGUGCUUGACAAGCCGCCAGUGCCUCCUAAGCCCCGCCUCAAGUCCCAGAUAGGAGGCAGUAAAGGCCCUGUCACCUUCAGGGACCCUCUGCUGAAGCAGAGCUCUGAUAGUGAGCUGCUAUCACAGCAACAGGCUGCUGCUCUUGCUGCUGCUGCAGGCGGAGGACCCGGGCUCCCCUCAGGUGGUUCAGCCUCUGUGACUGGACUCGCUCCCACCAAGCCGCGCUACCUCUUCCAGCGGAGGUCCAAGCUGUGGGGGGACCCAGUGGAGCCCCGCGGGCCAGGAGUGGGUCUAGGUAUCGGGAGUUUGGGCAAUCUCGGUGGGCUUGGACUGGGGCUGGGUGCAGAUGAGGGAACAAAACCGUCUGUAAUGGGGGAGCUGAGUUCGCGACUGCAGCAGCUAAAUAAAGACACUAGGUCACUGGGAGAAGAACCACUGGGGGCGUCACUUGACCCAGGGAGGAAGUCACCUGUGACAGGUGCUAGACUUUUCAGCAGCCUAGGCGAGCUCCACACCAUUUCUCAAAGAAGUUACGGCACCACAUUCACCAUCCGCCCCGGCAGCCGUUACCCCGUCACCCGACGCACCCCCAGUCCAGGCUCAGGAUCUCCCGAUCGGGGCGAUCCUCUCGGGCGUUAUUCAGGCUUUGGCCUUCCUCCGUCACCGACUACACCACCACAGACCAUUCUCAAAUCCUCCAGCCUCAGUUUACCCCAGGAGCCUAAAGAGGUGCGCUUCGUAAUGAGGAGCUCCAGCGCCCGCUCCCGCUCUCGCUCCCCUUCCCCGUCACCCUCCCACUCACCAGGCUUGGGGUCGCCACUCUUAGCCCUGCGGCCCUUCCACCAAAAACCCCUUCACCUCUGGAAUAAGUACGACGUGGGAGACUGGCUGGAGAGCAUCAACCUGGGGGAGCACAGAGCAGGGUUCCAGGAACAUGAGAUCGAAGGCUCUCACCUCCCGGCUCUGACCAAGGAAGACUUUGCAGAGCUGGGAGUGACACGAGUCGGACAUCGCAUGAACAUUGAACGAGCACUAAAGCAGCUGCUGGAGAGCUGACCCCCGCCUACAUACAGAGCAACAGUUAGAAAGAAACAUCGGGAUAGGAGGUGGGAGAUAUAAGAAAGAACAAGAAAAGAUAAUUACCGCUCCUCUUUUACUCCUGCUGCAUCACUAAUGUCUACAUUUGGUUCCUAGCGACACUUUUCCCUCCUGUUCUGCAUUCAAUCCCUGCACCUGACACUGCUCUGAAGAGGAUGAGUGGAUAUGUCCGCCCCCCUCUGCUCAGCCCGGAGUGUCUACCCACCUUCAGUUAGAUCAAAAUGGACUUUCUUUGCCGAGGAGACUCACCUGAGCUCCACUGAAACAUUUCAUCCAUCCAGUUUGAUCUGCAUUUGCCUCAGUAACACCCACACUGUUCCCUCCUCUCCUUCUCUACCUCUCUCCCGCCAUCUCUUUGGGCCUUUGAAAGCCUUUUGCAGUUUGAGUCAAGGAGGAGAAGGAAGACUCUUUUUUUUUGGUUCCAAACAGAAAGCUCAGUUGCCUUUCAUAUUAUUUAUACAGAGAUCACCAGUGAUGAACACAGGACAGAGAGGAUCAUGCCGACACGGCUCUGAAGAGACACAUCUUCUCUGUUCCUGCUGUUGUUUUUAAACCGAAGACUUAAGGUGGAGCUCCACACAGUAAACCACGGGAGAAAACCCCUCCACCCUGGUACCCAGAGAAUGUUUAACCAACACUCGUGGCUUUUUUCUUAAUCAAAAAAACUUUUUUUUUUGGUUUUCCAAAGGGAAUAUUAUAUAUAGGUAUUAUAUAAUAUAAUAUAUAAAUGUAUCUAAAUAUAGCUUUCAGAAGAAAAGACAAUGUUGCAAAGAGGAAAUGUAAUAAAUGAAUCUUUGCCUGUUUUUUGGUUUUUAGUAUAGAAGGCAGAGCGAGAUCUUUAAAAUUAUUCCACCAAUAGUUUACUCAUUUCUACCAAUUAUAUACAUAUAUAUAAAUAUAUAUAUUUGAAAGAAAAAAAGUAUAUAGAUAUGGAAAUGAAAUUUUUGUCAUAGGUGUACAAUUUUUCCUUAUGGUCACCCUUUCUCGAAUCGUAGCAUGACAAGUUGCAUCAUGGUCUUGAAGCGAGAGUUUGUUGUUUGCUUUUUAUUUUUCUUACAGUCUUCCUUCAUACUAAAGGGCAUCCCAUAAUGUGAGGCUGAGACCCCAGAUGACACCCAUCCCUACUGCCACAGUUACAGACCUCAGCAACCUCUCUGAUCCAUCCACCCGGUGAAUAAGAAAGGGGCUCUUCAUCUCAUGCCUCUAAAUCACUCAGGGAUGGAAGUUUGGGGCACUAGCAUGAAGAGGCUGCUGGCUCUUUAAAUACGAUGCAUUUUACUUUCUUAACUGUAAGGACAUUUUAACGCCACCACAGUCUGAUAAAGUGUUACGAGGGCUAGUUAAAAUUUCCAUCCCUGCAAUUCCUGAGGGUGCUUCUCAGACUGGGCUGCAAGGUCUGUUCUAGUGAAAGAUGGUUGUUUGAUCAGCAGAAGGAAAACCUCAAAAAUCCAAAUGUGGCUAAAUUAAGCUUUAAAACUCUAGUGCGUAACUUUGAAAUGUAACCAAAUUAACCUGCGACAUUCAAAUCAGCUGCACAUGAUUCUCUCUGUUUCUCUGUAUAGCGGCGUUUUAGAUCUCAUGUCACCUGGUGACAUUCCCACGCUGCACACAGGAGUUGAGCGAGUGAACUAAGAUGAAUGUUUGACUGAAAACACAAAGGCCCCAGAAAAGUUUCCCACAAAGCUGUUGUUCAGCAGAUUCAUGGGAUAAAUAAGUGCACUGUUUAAUCGAGCUAAGGGCCGUAGUCUGACUAAGACAGGCAAUUGGACCACUUGCACUGACUCCGCCUCCAUAAGU